GACAUUUCCAGUUGAGCGGUACAAACAACAUGAAGUUUUUUAUUGCUUUCGCUCUGACCUUGGCCACCGUUUCCGCCGAGCCACUUUACCAACGUAAAGUUGUUGUGCCCGUAGUUGGGGGCAGUGAUGGUCGUAUAACCAAUGGCAACGAUGCCAAGGUUGGCCAAUUCCCCUAUCAGGUUGGUCUCUCCUUGCAAGUUAAUCCGAAUGCCGCUGCCUGGUGCGGUGGUUCCUUAAUUGGCAAAGAAUGGGUUUUGACUGCUGCUCACUGUACCGAUGGAGUAAUGGUCGUUAAUGUGUAUUUGGGAUCCACAGUCCGUACUUCCCCAGCUCUCACUCAUAUCGUAUUUAGCCAGAACAUCAUUGUGCAUAGUGGUUGGAACCCCAAGAAUGUAAGAAACGACAUUUCCUUGAUCAAGAUCCCCGCUACCACCUUCACCGCCAAUAUCCAACCCGUCAAAUUACCGGCCAUUGCCAACUCCUACCCUACCUACACCGGUGAAAAUGUCAUUGCCUCAGGUUGGGGCCAGACCUCUGAUGCAGUCUUGGGUGUUACUACCGAUUUGCAAUGGGCCCGUAUGCAAGUCGUUGCCAACAAAGUUUGCGCUGCCACCUAUGGCAACUCUAUUGUCGUUUCAUCUAACAUUUGCGUCUCCACCCCCGGUGGUGUGUCCCCUUGCAACGGCGACUCUGGCGGCCCAUUGGUUCUGGAAUCCACCAAAGUUCAAAUUGGUUUGACUUCUUUCGGCACAGCUGAUGGCUGUGAAAAGGGUUAUCCUGCAGCCUUCACCCGUCUCACCAGCUAUUUGGAUUGGAUUAAGGCUAAUACUGGCAUCUCUUACUAGAGCAAAACUUACACUCCUGAUGGAAAUCGACAAUAAAACAUAUCAUCAAACACUGUUAUAGUAAAAA
Messenger RNA from Stomoxys calcitrans (stable fly), 912 nucleotides. RefSeq names its product serine protease 1-like. The record is from RefSeq and is a predicted model, not a curated record. Gene Ontology annotation, molecular function: serine-type endopeptidase activity. Gene Ontology annotation, biological process: proteolysis. NCBI's taxonomy places the organism in Eukaryota, Metazoa, Arthropoda, Insecta, Diptera, Muscidae. The transcript has 2 exons. The coding region runs from base 30 to 845 and encodes 271 amino acids.